AUGCUUAUCUUGUAGCAUGUUACACAGUUACAUAUGAUCAACAAGUCAGGUGAGAGCUAGCAAGAAGAACAGAAUAAUUUUAAUUCAAUUUAUUCAACCAAUUUUUAUACAAACCGCAUGUAAAACACAAAUAUGAAAUCCUGUAUCGCAUUUUUUUUAUAUGGAAUAAUUUUCCAUGCCCGAGCGCAAAUUGAGACGACUCCUUUACCCAAUAACGACUCCAUUAUCCCUUUGGAAGGCCAGCCUAUUUACAACAAAACAUUUUCGGAAUACAAUCAUCCUUAUCUUUUGAACAUACGAUACGACAUAAUCGAGGGGAACGUCACAACUUUAUUAAACGAAAUCACAUUGGGAAACGUGUACUGUACAAAUACAUUCAUGAACUGUUUCAAUUUAUCAAUAUAUGACGUUAUAUCUCUGAUUAAUUUAACCGACUAUACAAAUGCAGAGAUCGCCGAAGCGUUGUCCACCUUAGACUUAAAUAUCAGCAAUCCAAACGAUCUGAUCAACAGCUACAAUUUAACAUGGAACAAGUUUGGUGAUUUUAUACAUUACAUAGAUACCACAGUGUCUGAAAUUUAUAAUUCGUUCGUCAACAUUUUGUCUAGUCCUAAUCAAAAGAUGCCGGUUAUUCUGGACCUGGUCCAAAUAAACAGGAAUGAAUUCUCAUCAAUUUUCUUGUUCGGUACUGAAGAAGAAAAGCUUGACCUAUUGUCCAAUGGUACUUAUAGCAUUGAAAUAUUUAAUCAAAUUUUAGAAAUUGCAAAUCUAACAGACGCACAACUUUUAUCAAUUGUACCUUUGCAAAAGAUGGCGAGAGCAAUUGUGGACCGUAAAUUUAGUUAUAGAGGAAUUCUGGAUUUCAUACGGACGUUAGAAGUCACAAGCAACGAUCUAGAGAAGUUCUAUCUAGCACUCAACGUAACUUUGGACGAACUGUACUCAAACGAAUUGUACCAACAGUCACUUCGUCAACUUCUAAGAAUGUUGAACAAACAACAAGUAAUUGGUACGGCCAUAUCACAGCAUCAACUCAUCACAAGCGCUGCAUCCGUCGAUGUUUUUUCCGCCGAUUUUAUUCGGUUUCUGAACGGAAAUGUUGGUCAAUAUUUCACACUUCAAGCGCACUUGGUAGAAAACGAUUCGGAGAUUGUACCAUUAUUUUCGGAUGCUGUGGUACCCGAAAUACUUUCAAAAGAAAUAGCCUUGUAUGAUUUAAAAUAUCCUCUAGCUCUGUUUACCAAAGUUUCUUUAAAUUAUAACGGUUCGGAAUGGAUCAACUGUACGUAUCUAUCCCAAUUGGAAAACGGAAGCCUGUAUCAGGAGCAACUGGAUGUACAACUGGGAACCAGUUAUCUCCUUUCGAAAAAAACAAAUGCCACUGUAUAUGUUCUCGGAAGUCCGGUGUUUUGUGACGAUAAAAUUCAUGGAUUGGCUAUAGAAGAAGAUGAAGCAAUGCUCAAAUUUACUCCGAUGCUUCCUGAUGUAGUGGAACCCCCACAUCUGAUACCCAUAAGGGAUUCUGCCACUAAAUCAAUGCCUACGUAUAUUACAACGUUAAUUGUAGCAUUUACGGGUUUUAAACAUUUCUACCCUUUGAUAUAGAACCGAUGUUUGUUCAUUCGUUGUAGUUUUGAAACGUCAGCGGCAAAAGUACCGAAUUGUGUAUUUAAUUUUCAUAUUCACACUUCUUGUAAAAGAUUAUGAGAUUAGUUUACUUCAUUUCAUGGUUAACAUUAUUUAUUUAUAGCAAUAAAGCGGGUAAACAUUACUAUGUACUUAUAUAUA
Messenger RNA from Agrilus planipennis (emerald ash borer), 1788 nucleotides. RefSeq lists its product as uncharacterized. Lineage: Eukaryota; Metazoa; Arthropoda; Insecta; Coleoptera; Buprestidae. Bases 133 to 1605 code for a protein of 490 amino acids. The transcript has 2 exons. The record is from RefSeq and is a predicted model, not a curated record.